Colletotrichum abscissum is the source of this 3744-nucleotide messenger RNA. RefSeq lists its product as uncharacterized. The transcript has 5 exons. The record is from RefSeq and is a predicted model, not a curated record. The coding region runs from base 1 to 3744 and encodes 1247 amino acids. Lineage: Eukaryota; Fungi; Ascomycota; Sordariomycetes; Glomerellales; Glomerellaceae.
AUGGCUGAGCUUGGAUACAUAGCGUUGGCUGGCAAUCUGCUCCAAUUCGCUGAACUUGGUGUCAAAUUAGUUCGCGGCGCCCUGGAGCGGUACAAGUCUGCCGAUGGCUCGACUAUUCAUGAUGAGAUAUUGAUAGCCGAUGCCCGGCGUCUGAGACAUCUUGCAGGUGUUAUUCUGAACAAUGAGUCAGAUGCAACAAAGACAACAGAAAGUCCGAUACUGCGCUCCAUUGCUCAGAGAUGCACUGAGGAUGCUGCUGUCUUGAUUGAGAUCCUCGACGCAUUGAAGGUGGAUACAACUCCAGGCCAGAACUUAUACGUAAGGAAGUUACAGAGCUUUGAGCAAGCACUAAAGCCACAAAAAGAUAUUCAAUCCCUUUUCAGAAGAUUAGAAGAUCAGAACAACAGCCUCGAGGCUAAGGCCACCGCCAAACUGGACGACAUCGUUAGGCGAAUUGACAAGACAACGCAAGUCUUACAAAAGACUAUACCCAAUGAAUUCUCAGCCCAGAUAGAUCUUCUCAGGGCCGAGAUCGAUGAUUUCAAUGACGAGAAACAGUACGUGCGAACGAGACACCACAUACUACGCAGUUUGAAAUUCGAUCAAAUCAAGGCGAGGCAGGAAGCGAUCAAGGAAAGACACAGAGCGACGUUUGACUGGGUUUUCAGCCACGAUGAUACCCUAUUUCCCCAAUGGUUGGAGUCAGGUAAUGGGAUUUUCUGGGUAAGAGGAAAGCCAGGAAGUGGCAAGUCGACUUUGAUGAAGUUUCUCGUCACUCAUCCGACGACGAGAGUGAAAUUAGGAGUCUGGGGCAACGGCUGCACGACGAUCAUCGCAUCUCACUACUUCUGGAGUGCCGGAAGCUCCAUGCAAAAGUCACAACGCGGCUUGCUCCAGACACUCCUGUACGAAGUGUUGAGGGAGGUUCCGAAUCUCAUCGACCGCGUUUGUAGUCGUCGUCGAUCGGCCUUUCAGCACGAACUGAUGGAAACAUGGGGGAUGGAGGAGCUUCUCGCAGCAUUUGCCCUACUCGCUAGUCAGACGGAUCUCCCUGUGAGAUUUUGUUUUUUUAUCGAUGGUCUCGACGAGUAUACGGAUCGAGCAAAGCGAUACGACAACACCUUCGAAGGUCUUCUUCGAGUUCUUAAAGACUUCGCGUCCUCGCCUUCUAUCAAGAUUUGUGCUUCAAGCCGGCCAUGGGAUGCCUUCCUGGACGCAUUUGGUGCCCAGCCAUGGCAACUUCGGAUGGAGGACCUGACUAGAGACGACAUCCGCCACUAUGUCACGGACAUAUUGUGCAACAACGAUGACUUUACGGCACUUACGAAACAAGAUGACCGUUGCUCUCGAGUAGCCGAAACAAUUGUCGACAGAGCUCAGGGCGUAUUUCUGUGGAUUUACCUUGUCGUGGAGUCCCUGAAGAACGGCCUCACAAAAGGAGACACAUUCACAGAAUUGCAAAGUCGGGUGGACGAGCUUCCAGCUGACCUGGAGGAAUAUUUCCAGCAUAUGAUCGAGUCAAUAGAGCCGAUAUACUGGGAAAGCACCUCGCGCAUUUUCAGAAUCAUGAUUGAAUCCGGUCAAGCGCUACCGCUUUUAGCCUUCGAAUUCCUCGAACAGGAGGCAGAAAACGCGAGCUAUGCGUUGCAAAUGAAGGUCGCCUCCACUUUGCCGGAAAACGUGGAAAAGUUACAUGACAGAAUGAAGAAGCGGCUCAAUGCGAGGGGCAAAGACCUCCUCUACGUUACCUUUCAUCCGGCCAAGAGACCAUUUCUUCAGUACCAAGUCGACUUUUUGCAUCGAACUGUGAGAGACUUCUUCAUUGAUCGAGCCGUACUUGAGGAAACAAAGGCAAGAAGAAAGACUUCCCACUUCAACCCGGCACUUUCACUGUGCCGAAUCAUGCUGGCUUUUAUCAAAACAGUGUCAUAUUCGGAAGAAGCGGUUAACUACAACGAGAUCUUCCUCUUUUCUGACGGACUGAUGUACCAUGCUCACACGAUUCAACAGGCAUUUCUCAACAACAACGAGAAAUCUGAUAUCAACCCUCAAUGUUCAUCGGAUGACAAGGAGAAUAUGUUCAAUCUGCUUGAUGCAUUGGAUCAAACGAAUACUUCGAAUGCCAGAGACAAGAAUGUCCACUGGACGAACUUCAGAGAAAGCCCAAAGGGCAGCUUCAGAGAGAAGCGACAGAAGAACUUUCUAGCCUCUGCUAUACAAGCGAGGCUAUCAUUGUAUGCGAAGCACAAAAUCGACAUAGAUCUAGAUCAGGUUCAUGAGAAGACUGGCCGACCGUUGCUGGACUACGCUCUGCGGCCAACCACCGUGACCCCUUUUGAGCUACCUACUCAAGAAGGUCCAGUCGGAGCUAUGGUUGAAUUCCUGCUACAAAACGGGGCUGACCCGAACCAGAGAAUCGAUUUGUAUGGCGGAAAGACGACUUGGCAACUUUUCCUUUCUGUCUGCUAUGGCCACAGUCUCCAAGCCGAAAAGUUGAGCCUUGAUGAGGAUGAGGUGACAGACACGAUUGUGGCGAUGUUGCUGUCGGGGGCAGAUCCCAAAGUUAGAAUUGAUCUCAAUGGCGGCGGGAGAGCAGAUGUCCUAGGGGUUGCUUUGAGACUGGCCCUUUCUAGAGCAAAAAUUGAGAGAAUCAAGAGCGCGAUGAAAGACAGCAAGCCCUGUCAGCAGCCGGGUUUCUUGGAGAGCUUCAGGUCAUGGUGGAGGAGCCUCCGAACCCAGUCAGGUAAAGCAGACCACCUACACAGCAGGAAGGCAUGCAGCCCCUUCACCGAGGUUCCUCCCAACACUGCUCCUGCCAUCGACAACCACGGUCCUUCCACACUCAUCCGAUCCACCCCCAAUUCUCCCCAAAUCCCAAGCCCCCAUCUCACUCCCGCGGUGCCCUCCACCAGAUCGGUAGCCAUCCCAAUGGCGAGCAUCAUUAUCCGACAGGAUCCGGGAUCCAUUUACCGACCCGGCCGAACCAACAUUGGCUACAGCAUCGUCAGCGACGAUGGCGUGAUUGGAGAACCCGCCCCUCAGGACGACGAUUCUUGGAUCGAGUUCCUGACCGACAAGGCGAUCGAGGACCUCGCCCUUCCUGACCAGGACCUCGACAUGACUCCGGAUGGCCUCUCUGAGAGCGAUACGCAGUCGCACGACGCCCAGCCCGACAUGUCAGAGAAAGUCAUUGACUCAAUCGAGGCGGCGAACAGAGAGGACGGGACCGAGGAGGAGAACCAGGAGGACAAGGCCAGUCAUUCCAUUGCCACCCGGGCUCGAAAUGUAACACCUCCCUUCCUAGCUUCUCGUUCUCGCAAUAUUGACUUUCAGGUACAGGGACAUCUCAGCCCCAUGUUAGUUGAUGGCAUCCCCCAGGACUCCACGUUGGACGGCUUCCGAGGCUUCUAUGACAACAUGGGCAACCCCUUCUUCCAACAUGACUAUGACUAUGAGCCCGCUUUACCCCCUCACCUCCGUCGCCCCAUCUUCGUCGACUGGGCCGAGCCCUUCAAGAACCCCGUCUACGCUCUUCGUUACCUUGCAGAGAUUGCCGGAGACUACUACACCGUGGCUCUCAUGAACCAGAGAAUCAGCAUGCAGCAACGCCCGCAGACACCAGGUGCUCAGAGCGUCUUGCAGUCGCACCUGCUCUCGCCUGCUGCUUCGCAUAUCGCUACGCCCGCUCGCACGCCGGCCACUAAGCGCCUUCGCUUCUCCGACGAUGUCGUUCGCUCUGGUUAA